GCUGGCACAAGGGCGGAUCCGACGACCAGGGUACCAUCCGUCAAGAUCCUUGGCUUAAAAUUGUGUUUGGGUAUCCAAAACGAAGCAAAAAUGCUGCCUUGCAUUCUCAGAUGCUUUCCGAAUGUCGAGAGGCUGCAUAUUAAGUCCAAGAAAACUGCUGAGACCACAGGCGAGCUCAACCUCAAGUUCUGGGAGGAGUCCGGUGCCACUGAAUGCAUCCGUUCACACAUUAAUUUAGUGGUCUUCAAGAACUUCCAAGGGGAUCAGAGUGAGCUUUGCUUCCUGAAAUUCUUCCUUGAGAGAGCACAGAUGCUGCAAGAGCUGGUCAUUGUGUAUGGCAAAGGGUACUUCAGUUCGACGACCGAGGCCAAUUCGAGGGUCAAGUCUCUGUUCGACACAACGUGGGCCAGCAAAUGCUGUUCGCUGCUGCUCUAUGAGAGUAAAUUUCCUAUAGAUGAAGAGCGUGAAAUACUGACCUUCAAGAGAGGGUCUGAUUUUUCUAUAAGGGACCCUUUUUCCUUCGUCGUCCAUGCUUAGUGCUCUGUUGCAGCAUCUACAUGAGAGAUAAUCUUUGGUUAUUUUACCAUGUGGUAAGGCCAUGAUACCUUUAGCUACAUUGCUAAGAGUAGUUGUCCAAGACUGACCAAACUAUGAUGUGUAGGCGUGUAGCAUCCUUGACCAGUUAGGCUAAAAUGCAGCCCACUGCCAUUUAUCCUUGGGUGUUCUCUCCACAGUGACGAGUAGUACUUCCAGGGAACAUAAGUACUUAGCAUUCUAGGGCUUGCAAGUUGCAUCUUGUCUGCGUAUGCUAUGACAUUUUGUAACACCAUUUACAAACAUGUUUAUUAUGAAUAAUCUUAUUUAAA
Molecule: messenger RNA, 866 nt
Organism: Lolium rigidum
Lineage: Eukaryota; Viridiplantae; Streptophyta; Magnoliopsida; Poales; Poaceae
Exons: 2
Coding region: 91-537 (148 amino acids)
Source: RefSeq, a predicted model, not a curated record